AUGGGGCUCUGCGCGCUGCUGCCCGGCUGCGUUUCUGCUACGUUCCUGCUGGCACUGAGCGCUCUGCCCGCAGCCCUGGCUGCCAACAGCAGCGGCCGAUGGUGGGGCAUCGUGAACAUAGCCUCCUCCACGAACCUGCUGACGGACUCCAAGAGCCUGCAGCUGGUGCUGGAGCCCAGCCUGCAGCUGCUGAGCCGGAAGCAGCGGCGGCUGAUCCGCCAGAACCCGGGCGUCCUGCACAGCGUGAGCGGCGGCCUGCAGAGCGCCGUGCGCGAGUGCAAGUGGCAGUUCCGCAACCGCCGCUGGAACUGCCCCACGGCGCCGGGGCCCCACCUCUUCGGCAAGAUCGUCAACCGAGGCUGCCGGGAAACCGCCUUCAUCUUCGCCAUCACCUCGGCCGGCGUCACGCACUCGGUGGCGCGCUCCUGCUCCGAGGGCUCCAUCGAGUCCUGCACCUGCGACUACCGGCGGCGCGGCCCCGGGGGCCCCGACUGGCACUGGGGGGGCUGCAGCGACAACAUCGACUUCGGCCGCCUCUUCGGCCGCGAGUUCGUGGACUCCGGGGAGAAGGGGCGGGACCUGCGCUUCCUCAUGAACCUGCACAACAACGAGGCCGGGCGCACGACGGUGUUCUCCGAGAUGCGCCAGGAGUGCAAGUGCCACGGCAUGUCCGGCUCCUGCACGGUGCGCACGUGCUGGAUGCGGCUGCCCACGCUGCGCGCCGUGGGCGACGUGCUGCGGGACCGCUUCGACGGCGCCUCCCGCGUCCUCUACGGCAACCGGGGCAGCAACCGCGCGUCGCGGGCCGAGCUGCUGCGCCUGGAGCCCGAGGACCCCGCGCACAAGCCGCCGUCGCCGCACGACCUGGUGUACUUCGAGAAGUCGCCCAACUUCUGCACGUCGAGCGGGCGCCUGGGCACCGCGGGCACGGCCGGGCGCGCCUGCAACAGCUCGUCGCCCGCGCUGGACGGCUGCGAGCUGCUGUGCUGCGGCCGGGGCCACCGCACGCGCACGCAGCGCGUCACCGAGCGCUGCAACUGCACCUUCCACUGGUGCUGCCACGUCAGCUGCCGCAACUGCACGCACACGCGCGUGCUGCACGAGUGUCUGUGA
Messenger RNA from Psammomys obesus (fat sand rat), 1113 nucleotides. It is a transcript of the gene Wnt1, whose product is annotated as Wnt family member 1. Gene Ontology annotation, biological process: cell fate commitment; multicellular organism development; neuron differentiation. Gene Ontology annotation, molecular function: cytokine activity; frizzled binding. Gene Ontology annotation, cellular component: extracellular region. The transcript is spliced from 4 exons. Lineage: Eukaryota; Metazoa; Chordata; Mammalia; Rodentia; Muridae. The record is from RefSeq and is a predicted model, not a curated record. Bases 1 to 1113 code for a protein of 370 amino acids.